Molecule: messenger RNA, 8334 nt
Organism: Dryobates pubescens (Downy woodpecker)
Lineage: Eukaryota; Metazoa; Chordata; Aves; Piciformes; Picidae
Gene: VWF
Product: von Willebrand factor
Exons: 51
Coding region: 49-8268 (2739 amino acids)
Biological process (GO): cell-substrate adhesion; blood coagulation
Cellular component (GO): extracellular matrix
Molecular function (GO): protein binding
Source: RefSeq, a predicted model, not a curated record
UGGAGGAGCUUCUCGGUCGUAUGCAGAAGGAGUCCUGCACACAGGAAGAUGCUCUUCUUGGUGGUGCUGCUAACAGAUGUGCUGCUGGCCACAGGAGUAUCAGGGUCAUCGAGUUCUUUGCUUCAGGAGUCAGCAGCUUCCCGUUGCAGCCUUUUUGGGACUGACCACAUCAAAACUUUUGAUGGCUCCUUCUACAGCUUUGCUGGGGACUGCAGUUACCUCCUUGCUGGUGACUGUCACAAGCGCUCCUUCACCCUCUUAGGUGACUACCAGGAUGGGGAGAAGAUUGGCUUCUCUGUGUACCUUGGAGAGUAUUUCAACCUUCGCUUUUCUCUAGAUGGAAAGGUGAUGCAGGAAGACAAAAGGGUUUCCAUACCUUUUGCCUCCAAUGGCAUAUUUAUAGAGAAGGAAGCAGGUUAUUAUAAAAUAUCCAGCACUGAGCAUGGCUUUGUGGUGAAGAUUGACACCAGUGGCAAUAUUCAGAUCCUCUUCCCAGAGAAGCACUACAAUAAGACCUGUGGCUUGUGUGGCAACUUCAAUCAGUUUGCUGAAGAUGACUUCAGAACUCAGGAAGGGAGCCUUGUGGCAAACAGCUAUGAUUUUGCAAACUCCUGGGCUUUGCACAGUGAAAACAAGCGGUGCAAGAGAGUGCAGACUCCAAGCAACACCUGCAACAUUUCAUCUGACAUUGCAGAGAAGGGUGUCAUGGAAACCUGCCAGCUGCUAAGAACGUCUUCGACCUUCUCCCGGUGCCACCAUCGAGUCGAUCCAGAGCCAUACAUCGAGCUGUGUGAGAGAGAUGUCUGCUCCUGUAGACAGCACAUGGACUGUCAUUGCUCAGUGUUCCUUGACUAUGCAAGGAGCUGUGCUCAGGAAGGAGUGAUUCUGGAUGGGUGGCCUGAAGAGAGCUCAUGCAGGCCAAGUUGUCCAGCUGGCAUGGAAUAUAAGGAAUGCGUGUCCCCUUGUGCCAGAACCUGCCAGAGCCUGAAUAUCAAUGAAGUGUGUCACGGACAAUGUGUUGAUGGCUGCAGCUGCCCUGAGGGGAAGCUUCUUGAUGGGGAACACUGCAUUGAAAGCUCUGACUGCUCCUGCGUCCACUCUGGAAAACAUUAUCCUCCUGGCUUCACCAUCUCUCAGGACUGCAACUCAUGCAUCUGCAGACGUGGCACCUGGAUCUGUAGCAACGGGGAAUGCCCAGGAGAGUGCUCUGUCACUGGCCAGUCCCAUUUCAAAAGCUUUGACAACAAGUAUUUCACCUUCAGUGGCGUUUGUCAGUACCUAUUUGCCAAGGACUGCGUGGACAAUUCCUUCUCUGUGAUCAUCGAGACGGUGCAGUGUGCAGAUGAUCCUGAUGCUGUGUGCACUCGCUCGGCCUCUGUCCGAAUCCGGGAUAUGGACAACAGCCUCAUUAAGCUGAAACAUGGAGGAGGAGUUUCCCUGAAUGGGCAAGACAUACAGAUCCCUUUACUACAAGGUGCCCUCCGUAUGCAGCGCACCGUGAGGACUUCCGUUCGCCUCACCUACGGGGACGAUCUGCAGAUUGACUGGGAUGGCCAUGGGGAACUCCUGGUGAAGCUGUCUUCGGUCUAUUCCGAGAGGAUGUGUGGGCUGUGUGGAAAUUACAACGGUAACCAAGGGGAUGAUUUUCUCACACCUUCUGGCAUGGUGGAAGCACUCCUGGAAGACUUCGGAAACUCCUGGAAGCUCAAUGCAGACUGCCAAAACUUGUUGAAACAAGACAAUGAUCCCUGCAAUCUCAAUCCUCGCUUAGCCAAAUAUGCUGAGGACUCCUGCUCAGUUCUGAUGUCCCCUGCGUUUGAACCCUGCCACCAUGAAGUCAGCCCCGCUCCCUACGUGAAGAACUGCCGGUUUGACGUUUGCUCCUGCUCCAGUGGCAAGGAUUGCCUGUGCUCUGCCAUUGCUCACUAUGCAGCAGCCUGUGCUAGGAAGAGUGUCCAGGUCGAGUGGAGAGCACCUGACUUCUGUCCAAUGAUCUGUCCUGAAGGCCAAGUGUACCAACAGUGUGGGACACCAUGCAACCAGACCUGCAGAUCUCUGUCCUACCCGGAUGAAGCCUGUGAUGACCUCUGUGUGGAAGGAUGCUACUGUCCCCCUGGGCACUACCUGGAUGAGCAUGAGCAGUGUGUGCCCAGGUCUCAGUGCUCCUGCUAUUAUGAUGGUGAAAUCUUCCAGCCAGAGGACAUCUUUUCAGAUCAUUACAGCAUGUGGGCUUGCAUUUCAGUUUGCAGCCCUGCAUCUGGCUGGUUUCCUGGUUUUGGUGUGGCUGUACGCCAUGAAAACAAGUGUGUUGCUCCUGAGAGGUGCCCGUGCUUCCACAAUGGGAGAGAGUAUGCCAAGGGAGAAACAGUGACUAAAGACUGCAACACCUGUGUGUGUCAUGGCAGAAAGUGGAACUGCACCCAGAAUGAAUGUGAUGGAACCUGUACAGUGAUUGGCACUGCUCACUAUGUCACCUUUGAUGGGCUGAAAUACAAGUUUGCAGGAAACUGUCAGUAUGUGUUAGUCCAGGAUUUCUGCAAGGAUAACUCUGGAACAUUCAGGAUACUCAUCUCAAAUGAAGGCUGUGGCUUCACAGGGGAGAAGUGCACCAAAAGGGUUCUCCUUCUGUAUGGAGGUGGGGAAACAGAGCUGUUCAAUGGAAACGUGAACAUCAAAGUACCUCCUAAGGAUGGCAAUGAUAUAGAAGUGAUGAGGUCUGGCCGUUACUACAUGAUUUUACUGGGCAAAAGCAUCAGUGUGACCUGGGACCUGGCCAUGGGAGUCUCAGUUAUCUUAAAAGGCAAUUUCAAAGAUCAAGUGUGUGGUCUGUGUGGAAAUUUUGAUGGAAUCCAAAACAAUGAUUUGACCAGCAGCAAUGAACACCUUGAAGUAGAUCCAGUUGACUUUGGGAAUUCUUGGAAAGUUAAUCCAUACUGUGCUGAUGUUGAAAAGCCCAACCAGCAACAGACCUUGACGUCUCCACUGUGUGAUGGGAAUGUAGUGAAGCAGAUGAUGGUAGAAACCUCAUGCAACAUUUUGGCUGGGGAGCUCUUUGAAGAAUGCACAAAACUUGUAAAUCCUGAGCCCUACAUAGAUAUUUGCAUGUAUGACACCUGUGCUUGUGAAUCUAUUGGGGACUGUGCUUGCUUCUGUGAUGCCAUAGCAGCCUAUGCACACGUGUGUGCACAGAAAGGGGUUGCUGUCCACUGGAGAUCAGCAACUCUGUGCCCACAAAGCUGUCAGGACCUGAAUAAGCAGGAGUUAGAUUAUCAGUGUGAAUGGAGGUAUAACAGCUGUGGACCUGCUUGUCCCACGACGUGCCAGCACCCACAGCCUUUGGAGUGCCCUCUGCGGUGUGUGGAAGGAUGCCACGUACAUUGUCCUGCAGGGAAAAUACUCGAUGAGCUGUCCCUGGAUUGUGUCACUCCAGAAGAGUGUCCCAUCUGUGAAGUUGGAGAGACCAAGAUCCCACAUGGAAAAAGAAUAGUUUUGAGCAGAGAUGAUCCACAGCACUGUCAGUCUUGUCUGUGUGAGGGGAAGAACUUAACCUGUGUAGCCUGUGAACCGGUGGAAGACACCCUGAUGCUGACAACCCCUAUUCCAGAGGAGGACAUUGAACUCCCUCCCAGCGAAUACUCCUGCAGCAAGAUGAUGGACUUGGCCUUCCUAAUGGAUGGCUCCAGCAAACUGUCAGAGACAGACUUUGAACAGCUGAAGGCUUUCAUAAUUAGCAUGAUGAGGAAACUCCACAUCUCCCAAAAGAAAAUCCGAGUGUCCGUUCUACUCUAUGGGACAGGCACCACCACCUAUCUUGGCCUUAAGGACGUCAAGAAACAAUCCCAGAUGAGAAAAAUUGUCCAAGGCAUAAAAUACAUGGGGGGUGAAAAAACAUCUGUCCCUGAAGUCCUGAAAUAUGUUCUGUAUCACGUGUUUGAAAAGGCAGAGAGGACCAACGCUGCCCGGAUCGCAAUGCUCUUCAUAGCGAACAAGUCCGAGGGCAAGCUCCGCAACAUCGUCACCGUGAUGAAGAACAAGAAAAUUGCAGUGAUGCCUGUGGGCAUUGGCCCCCACAUUAGCAAAGGACAGAUCAGGUUCAUUGAAGAGCAGUCACAAGAUAACAAAGCCUUCCUAGUGAACAACAUGUUAGAGCUGAUGGAUAGCAUGGAUCUCCUCAUCGAUCACCUCUGCGCUCUCGGACCCGAUGAAAGUUCUCUGUUGCACUCUACGUCCGCUCCAACAAUAUCCAGCGUCUUAUUUCCCUCCUUGGGACUCACAGCACCACCCCCCCUUUCAAAAGAGCCCACUGCCAAAAAGCUGGAUGUUGCCUUUAUUGUGGAAGGAUCUGACCAUGUAGGGGAGGAAAACUUCAGCAUUGUCAAGACGUUCCUUGAGAGGGUGAUCACGGGGAUGAAUGUGGGGCAGGAGGAUAUUCACGUCACAGUAAUGCAGUAUUCAGAGGGGGUCACUCUGGAGUAUUCCUUUAGGGAAACACAGUCAAAGGAAAGUAUUAUUGAGAAGGUGAGGAGCAUCCCCUACCAAGGAGGGAAGGCUACCAACACUGGGAAUGCUCUUGACUAUAUUUCCAAGCAUACAUUUACAGCAGUGAACGGGGGCAGGCAGGAUGUCCCUCACUUAGUAUAUAUGGUGUCAUCCAGUCCCUCCACGGAUGUCAUCACACGACCUCCCAGCAGCAUAAAUGUUAUUCCCAUAGGCAUAAGUCCCAGUGUAAAUAUCCAAGAGCUCAGGCAGAUCAGUCAGCCUAAUGAACCAAUUAUCUUGCAUAGUUACACUGCACUUCUCAGAGAAGCCCCUGAAUUAGUGCUGCAGUCGUGCUGCUCCCGGAAACUCCCGGCAGGAAUUCCAGAGUUGUGCAACAAACCAAUGGAUGUCAUGUUUCUUCUGGAUGGAAGUUCCAAUGUUGGAGCAGCAGAAUUUGAGGAAAUGAAGAACUUUGUCCGGGCAUUUAUUGAAAGUGUUGAGAUCAGCAAUACUUCAAUUCAUGUGGCAGUUCUCCAGUAUGCCAGGCAAAACCAUCUAGAAAUUGCAUGGAACGUGCCUCAAGAGCCUGCAAGGCUGGUAGAGAUGCUGCACUCCAUCCAACAAAGGGAGCAAGGUCCUAACAGACUGGGAUCAGCCAUUGAUUUCGUCGUCCAGAAUGCCAUGGCGGAAUCUCAUGGAGGGAGACCCAGCGCAUCCAAAGUGGCCAUAGUCAUCGUGUCAGGGAGAUCAGAAGACACCCUGGAGGCUGCUGCACUUGCUGCAAGGAUGAACAGGGUAUCCCUGUUUCCAGUUGGAGUUGGGAGUGGGUAUGAUGAAGAGCAGCUAAGGACUUUGACUGGGCCAUCAGCUGCUAACAGAAUCAUGAAGCUUCAGAAUUUUGAAGACUUAUCCACCAUGAUCACUUUGAACAGUGAAUUCAUCAACAAAGUGUGCAUGGACCCUGUCAGAGAAUGCAUAGAUGAGGAUGGAAACAAAAAGAAACCUGGUGAUAAAUGGACAUUAGCAGACCAGUGCCACACUGUGACAUGCUUUCCAGGAGAUUACACAGUUCUGGAGAGCCACCAAAUUAACUGUGAGAGGAUGCCCAAACCGGUUUGUCACAGCAACCUUCCUGUCGUUAAGGUUGAAGAAACUUGUGGCUGCCGAUGGAUGUGUCCCUGUGUCUGUAUUGGGAGCUCAUCUCGACAUAUUGUCACCUUUGAUGGGCUGAAUUUCAAGCUGACUGGCAACUGCUCCUACACCUUAUUUCAAGACAAGGAACAUGAUGUUGAAGUUCUGCUUCAUGAAGGACCAUGCAGAGCCAUGCCGAAGAUGAGCUGUAUGGACUCCAUUGAAGUGAAACACCGUGGUGUAGCUGUUCAGCUCUUCAGUGACAUGGCAGUGGCUGUAAAUGGUGAAAGGGUUCAGAUCCCUUAUUCCAGCAGUCUGUUUGAAGUCACUAUCUAUGGAGCAAUAAUGCAUGAAAUCAAGUUCUCCUCUCUUGGACAUAAUCUGACAUUUACCCCAAGAAACAACGAAUUCAUUCUUAAACUUAAUUCCAAGAGCUUUUCUUCAGGAACACAAGGGCUUUGUGGGGUGUGUGACCAGAACCACGUCAACGACUUCACGCUGCGUGACGGGUCAGUCACUCCUGACAGCAGCCUGUUUAUCCAGGACUGGACAGUGGAAAAGCCAGGGAAGAUCUGUGAGAUAUGGAGGGAAGACAAAUGCUCUGAGCAUGCAUCCAGCCUCUGCCAGCUUCUGCUCUCCCAUCAGUUUGCAGAGUGCCACGCGGUGAUCCCCCCCAACAUGUUCUACGAGGCCUGCGAGGAGAACAGCUGCUUCGAGGAUGAAGCCUGUGAAAUGAUCACCUCCUAUGCUCACAUCUGCAGGGAGAACGGGGUCUGCAUAGACUGGAGGACACCAGACAUCUGUCCAAUGAAAUGCCCCACGCAUUUGACAUAUGAUCACUGCCACAAAGCCUGCAUAAAGCACUGUGAGAACAGCACCACACUCAGUGUCUGCAAGGAUUAUCCCAUGGAAGGCUGCUUCUGUCCAGAGGGACAGGUGACUUUUAACAACAGCUGUGUGGCUGAAGAAGUCUGCACACAGUGCACCAGCGAGGAUGGCAGCCACCACCAGCACAUGGAAACAUGGAUUCCUGCCAAUGAGCCUUGCAAGAUAUGCACAUGCCUGGAUAACAAGAAAAUCAACUGCUCUGUCCAGCCUUGCCCUGCUGCCAAAUCUGUUCAGUGUGGCCCCUGCGAAGUCCCUCGCCUGCGCAGGGACAGCAGCCAGUGCUGCCUUGAGUUUGAGUGUGUCUGUGAUUUGGUAUCCUGUGAUUUGCCUCCUGUCCCUGCCUGUGAGUUUGGCCUGCAGCUGGCUCUGACCAACCCUGGAGAAUGCAGACCAAAUUACACAUGUGCAUGUAACCCAGAAACAUGCAGCACAGUUCAAAGACCUUCCUGCCCUCCUCAUCGAGAGCUGACUGUCAGGAAGACUGAGUGCUGUGACAAAUAUGAGUGCACCUGCAACUGCACAAACUCAACCCUGAGCUGCCCCCUGGGAUACCUCUCCAGAUCUCUCACCAACGACUGCGGCUGUGUGUCAACCACCUGCAUUCCAGGCAGGGUGUGUGUGCACAACAGCAUUGUCUACCCCAUCAGGACAACCUGGGAAGAUGGUUGCAGGGAAUGCUCUUGCACUGAUGUGAGGGAUGAUGUUACAGGACUUCAGGUGAUGGAGUGUCAUGCCAAAGCGUGCGACACGUUCUGCUCCCAGGGUUACAAGUACGUUGUGCAAGAAGGAGAGUGUUGUGGGAGAUGCCAGAAGACUGCCUGUGAGGAGCAGCUGUUCUGGUCUCGGGGUGAUGCAGAUUCUCGUCUACAUGAGGUUGGCACGGAGUGGAGGUCCCCCUUCAACCCUUGCAUUAUCAAUGAGUGUGUCCGGGUGAACAACGAGGUCUUCGUGCAGCAGAAGAAUCUUUCUUGCUCUCAGAUGGAUGUCCCUGACUGUCCAGAGGGAACUGAGCUGCGGUGUGACCAAGUAAUAGACUGCUGCCCUUCCUGCAGAUGUGUGCCCCUGAAUGGCUGUCCUUUGAAUGGCACUGUUAUUGGGCCCUGGAGACGCCUGAUGGUGGAUCCCUGCACGACGUGCCUCUGCUCUGCCCAGUCCACGUCUGCUCGCAGAUACACCCUGACCUGCACAAAGUUAACCUGUGAGCCCUGCCCAACAAAUUACAGAAGACAGGACACCUCUGGCUCUUGCUGUGGAAGAUGUGUGCCCACUUCAUGCACCAUCAGGCUGAGAGAUGGAAGGAUAAAGUUCCUGAAGUCCAAUGAAUCCCUUCAGGAUGGCUGUGACAGUCACUCCUGCAGAGUAAAUGAGAAAGGGGAAUUUAUCUGGGAGAGAAGAAUCACUGGCUGCCCUCCCUUUGAUUCCAGAAGAUGUUUGGCUGAAGGAGGCAGAAUUGCAAAAAUUGGCAGUACCUGCUGUGACACAUGUGUGGAAGUGGAAUGUCGACCAGUCAGCACCAGGCUGCAGUAUGGGAAUGUCAAUGGAUGUGUGGCUGAAAAGGAGGUGCCAAUUUCUCAUUGUGAGGGGAAGUGCAGAAGCAAUACCAGAUACUCUGCUCAGACAGGGCACUGGGAGGAUGUGUGCAGCUGCUGCACUGCCACCCAAACCACCACGGUGACGAUCCCCCUGCGCUGUGCCAACGGGACAGUGGUGCAGCACUACAUCCCUUCCGCCUCCCAGUGCGAGUGCCUCUCUCGCAGGUGCACACCAUGAAGGCUCCCAAGAACUCUGACCUCAGGCUUUAUGACAAAGGAACUUCACAGUGCAAGCCUCAUUACC